This is a messenger RNA of Sugiyamaella lignohabitans, 246 nucleotides long. RefSeq lists its product as uncharacterized. Lineage: Eukaryota; Fungi; Ascomycota; Dipodascomycetes; Dipodascales; Trichomonascaceae. The coding region runs from base 1 to 246 and encodes 81 amino acids. The transcript has a single exon. The record is from RefSeq and is a predicted model, not a curated record.
AUGGGAACGGUCGAGUUGACAGGGUUGGAGAUAAUAAGGACAAAAGCCUUAGGAGCGUACUUGGCGACACCCUCAAUGAUGUCACGCACAAUGCCAGCGUUAAUUUUGAAAAGGUCAUCUCUGGUCAUACCAGGCUUACGAGGGAUACCGGCAGGAAUGACUACAAUGUCAGCUCCAGUUAAAGCACCCUUGAGACCAUCAUCCUUGGGAAGAAAUCCCUUAACAGGACCAGCAGUAGAGAUGUGA